CUUCCCGUCUCCGAUCCAUCGACCGAGAAAGCUCCCAAAUCCCUCUCUCCCCAAAGCUUCCGGCUCCCCAAUCCCUCUCCUUCCAUUCUUGGAGACCCACCCUUUGGCCGUCCCCGUGACCGGAAUCCCAUGGAGAUCGUUGUUUUCGCGCCCCAGCAGGCCAACCCGGCUCAAGCGGCGGUGGCACAGACCAUGAACGCGGCGGCCAUGGCCGCCAUGCGGAAGCGCGGCGCCGCCAGCGCCAUCUCGGCGAGGAGGAAGACGCUCUGCGACAUCACCAACCUGAGGCAGCCGCUGGCGGCCGCGGCCGACGAGGGGCAGCAGGACGGGUCGAGGUGCGUGGAGCGGCUGGUCAAGAAGAAUUCAGAUCUUGUGAAGCUCCUGGAGGAGAGAGAGGCUGAGCUGCAGAAUCUGCGGCUGGCAAACUGGCAGCUUGCGCAGGCUAAUUCCCAGAUGUUAGCAGAGCUAAAUCUUGGAAAAAAUAGGCUGAAAUUGCUACAACACGGGCUUACCUGCUCGAGAGCUGCCCUCAAAGUAAAAUCGUCGAAACUUGAGGAGACAAAGAAAGCGCUGAAGAGCAGCAGACUCCAGCAACAGAAGAGCGCGAACGAGACGGCGCGGCACUUGGUCACCAAUAGAGCUGCUGCAGCUGCACCGCUCAAGGAUGGAGACGUGGAGCCCGCUUCAGAUGCGUCGUACGCCGCCAGUGCUAAAAAGUCUACCUGUAACGCCAGCCGGAAGAGGCUGCUGAGAUCUCGAUCUCUGGGACCUGCGGUGGCGCCGACGAAGCUGGUGGCGUCCAAGGAAACGGAGAGCGCACAGAGACGCAAGUCCAUGAGAAGGCCGCAGUCGAGUGGCCGCAGGGAAGACUUGUUCGAGAUAGAGGACGUUCAGCUCACCACCGGCGGUGGAGACGACAGGAAGGGGUCAACGUGGCAGCUGGAUUCGUCGGUGCAGUUCCCACGUAGAUCGUCGCUGGGGAGGCCACUCCGGCGGGCCACAGAGAAGGUCACCUCCUACAAGGAGAUGCCUGUCAAUAUUAAGCUUAGGAGGCCCUAAGCAGUAGCACAAGUUGGUUGCAGUUUUUUUGCAUCCAGUUAGAUAUGUAUGAUGAGUUGCGAUUCUUAAUUUAUUUUUUGCUGUCUUCUGCUUCUGCAGAUGCAAACAUUGUAAUUUUUUUGAAAAUCUAGAUUGUAGUGUGAAAGAA
This is a messenger RNA of Hordeum vulgare subsp. vulgare (domesticated barley), 1207 nucleotides long. RefSeq names its product shugoshin-1-like. Gene Ontology annotation, cellular component: chromosome, centromeric region; nucleus. The record is from RefSeq and is a predicted model, not a curated record. Gene Ontology annotation, biological process: meiotic sister chromatid segregation; maintenance of meiotic sister chromatid cohesion. Lineage: Eukaryota; Viridiplantae; Streptophyta; Magnoliopsida; Poales; Poaceae. The transcript is spliced from 8 exons. The coding region runs from base 130 to 1059 and encodes 309 amino acids.